This is a messenger RNA of Blastomyces dermatitidis ER-3, 1146 nucleotides long. RefSeq lists its product as uncharacterized. NCBI's taxonomy places the organism in Eukaryota, Fungi, Ascomycota, Eurotiomycetes, Onygenales, Ajellomycetaceae. The record is from RefSeq and is a predicted model, not a curated record. The transcript has 6 exons. Bases 1 to 1146 code for a protein of 381 amino acids.
AUGGCCUCCCAUUCCCAUAACAAGCGUUAUUGUAGUGCUCAUACCAGGCAGUUUGUUAGCAAAUCUUCACACAUUGACAGAUCUGUGUCUGCUGAUGAUAGUGAACUCAAUGUUGAAUCAUUGAUUGAGAACUUGGAGGAUGUGAUAAUGGAGGAAUUGUCUGUGCCAUGUGUGGCCAGGUCUCCUGCAUCCCCCCCUGUCCCCUCUGUUUCUUCCUCCGCCACUCCUUCUCAAUCUCCUACACCUGCCCCUGUGUCUGGUUCUCCCGCUCCCGCUACCCCUGUUCCCGUGAUCCUUACUUCUGCUACUCCUGGUUUUGCCACCUCUGCUUUUGUUAUCAGCUCUCCUCAUUUCAAGGAGAUGUUGUGUAGGCUUAAUAAACCAUGUCUCUCAAGAAUCACCCCUCUUCUCAACAGUAUCAAGAUUGUAAAGAAAAUCAUUAUGGGUUUUGCUGUGCAUGAAGUCAUGGUGUUCACAGACAUCAAGGAACUUUUCAUGACUGUAAAGUUCAACAUUGCUGAGACAUUCACUCUGAUGAAUUUCUUUGAGAUGAUAGAUCUGUAUCAGCCUAUUCUCUGGCAUCUGUCAUCCAACUUUGUGAUGCAGGCAAAAGAUAUUCAUGUUUUUGAGAAUGAGAAUGCAGAUGUUGUACUCUUUUACACCUGCGGGUGUGAGACUUGUACACCUUGUCUGGGAUGUUGUUGUGAGAAUGAGCUGUUCACAUGCUGUGUUCUGCUUCCUGCAUUCCCCUGUGUUCCUCUCUCUCUUCCUGAGAAGCCUUGUGUGUGUUUUGCUCCGGCGCCAGAGGCCAUUUUAAUCAAAGAUGACAACAUCACUGAGACUACUCUCUUCUGCCCUCAAGCUCCUUCUGUCACUUCCUCUCCCUUCUCUGUGGAGAAGGUUGUGUGCACACUGGGUCAUAAGUGUUUGACCCUGAGUGGCUCUCACUGUCAUUCAUCUGAUUCUGCGCCUCCUCCUUCUGUUUCUUCCGCCUCCACUCCCCCUGCCCUGGCUCCUGGUUCUACAGGUCUCAUGCUCUCCUUCAAUUUCUCUACACAUACAUGGGUUGAGAUGGCUUGGUCUCACGCAUCUGCAGAUGUUUCAGAUAGUUCAUCCUCUGUGGUCUCUGUGAUUGAACUGAUGUAA